This is a messenger RNA of Knipowitschia caucasica, 900 nucleotides long. The record is from the annotation of a GenBank genome assembly. NCBI's taxonomy places the organism in Eukaryota, Metazoa, Chordata, Actinopteri, Gobiiformes, Gobiidae.
AUGACCCAGUAUCCACCAAUCCUGACCAAGUUCCCACCAAUCCUGACUCAGUACCAACCAAACCCUGACCCAGUACCCACCAAUCCUGACCCUAUUUCUGUUUUUCUCUCCGGUGUGGACUGGACAAGGUCAGGCCUAGUGUCGGUUCGGCUCCGCGGUCGCUGUAGCCGUCGACCUCACAUCCUCACCUUCGCCGUGGCUCUGAGCACUGUCCCCAGCAGGCACACAGCGGUACUGCGUGGCCUCAUAAAGAUGCUGAGAAGAGGAAAACAGUGCACAGGGCUUGUUCUGUUCUGCUCUGGAACGGGGGGGGGGGGGGGGGGGGGGGGGGGGGGGGGGGGGGGGGGGGGGGGGGGGGGGGGGGGGGGGGGGGGGGGGGGGGGGGGGGGGGGGGGGGGGGGGGGGGGGGGGGGGGGGGGGGGGGGGGGGGGGGGGGGGGGGGGGGGGGGGGGGGGAGGGGGGGGGGGGGGGGGGGGGGGGGGGGGGGGGGGGGGGGGGGGUGGGGGGGGGGGGGGGGGGGGGGGGGGGGGGGGGGGGGGGGGGGGGGGGGGGGGGGGGGGGGGGGGGGGGGGGGGGGGGGGGGGGGGGGGGGGGGGGGGGGGGGGGGGGGGGGGGGGGGGGGGGGGGGGGGGGGGGGGGGGGGGGGGGGGGGGGGGGGGGGAGGGGGGGGGGGGGGGGGGGGGGGGGGGGGGGGGCCUGGGGGGGGGGGGGGGGGGGGGGGGGGGGGGGGGGGGGGGGGGGGGGGGGGGGGGGGGGGGGGGGGGGGUCCUGGCAGCAGCAGUAUGUAGUAGUAUCGCCUGCAGGCUUCAUACAAAGACCCUCAACCCCACCCCCACCCUCACCCCAUCUCCACCACAGCCGCAGCCCGAGCCCCAUUCCAGGCUGACUAAGUGUGUCUAA